GUAACUUACGUACGGACGUUUUGAAAGGAGUCUGUGGAUGUUUCGGUGGUUCAUGGAGGAAGAAGGUAAACAUUAGGAGCAUAAAGCGGUCGGCAUUCGAGAGGUGCUGUAUCCUGACCUGACACGGCCCUCGAAGCAGGGGCUGGAGAAGACACACGAGCCGGAGAGGAGUGACCUGUUUUCCGGCUGCAGCAGCAGCAGCUGUCGGCGGUGAGUUUGUAGGUACUCUGGUGGUGUUUGCCUCUUCUUUGCGUUGCCAUGGCGAUGCGAGAAUUGGUUGAGGCCGAAUGUGGUGGAGCCAAUCCCCUCAUGAAGUUGGCCAGUCACAUGACCAAGGAAGAGGGGACAUGGCAGCACCGCACCAGCCCUGCAAUUCCACCAACUCCAAUUGAAAUUGCAACUGAACAAGAGCUGGUGAAUGAGUUCCUUCAGGCCCCUCCACGACCCCCCACCACAUUUGACAUGGGUCAGCUAUUGGAGGAAAUGCAGCAGAUCGAUCAGCAAAGCUACAGACAAGCUCCACAGAGAGCUCCUGAUGUGGCCGCACUGGCCCUCUCUGGUGAUUGGGCUGCCGAGUUCCUCUCCAGUUCAGAUUCUGCAACCACACCAGGUCUCACCUCUCUGGGUGAUGCAGCAGAUUCUGAUUGGACCAGAGAAUUUAUUGCUGAGGCUGCAGAUCCUGGUCGCUGGGCGGAGGAGUACCUGGAGCAAUCUGAGGAGAAGUUGUGGCUCGGAGACCUUGGAGACAAGGAAAGCGAAUGGACUAAAGAGUAUCAGUCAGGAGAUGAGCUGAGGCAGACGGCAAAUGAACUUGUUGCAAAGGUGGAUGACCCCAAGUUAAAAAACACAGAGUUCCUGAAAUUCAUUAGGCAGAUUGGCGAGGGAAGUGUGACAGUGGAGAGCAGAGCAGACAAACAGCUCACAGAUAAAGCUCAGGCCGAGGAGGCUCAGAACUGGGCCUCCAACCUCAACCAGGUUUCAGAGGAGUCAGCUGAGGCAUGGGUAGACGAGUUUGCCACAACAGGGCCGGAUUUUCAUCAAGCCAAAGCUGCAGUGGAGAGUGAUGUGGAUUUCUGGGAGAAGCUGCAGCAGGAGUGGGAGGAGAUGGCCAAGAGAGAUGCAGAGAGCCAUCCCUGGCUGUCUGACUUUGAUCAGUUACUCAGCACUUCUUAUGACAAGGGUUAUCAGUUUGAAGAAGAUAAUCCUUACCUGUCCCAUCCGGACCCUUUGUCAGAGGGGGUUAAAAGGAUGGAGGCAGGGGACAUACCCGGAGCCGUGCGGUUCUUUGAAAGUGCGGUACAGAAGGAACCAGACAACCAGCUGGCUUGGCAAUAUCUGGGCACCUGUCAAGCAGAAAACGAGCAGGAGUUUGCUGCCAUCAGCGCCCUCCGCAGGUGUAUAGAUCUUAAGAAGGACAAUUUGACAGCGCUGAUGGCGCUGGCUGUUAGCUUCACGAAUGAGUCGCUGCACAGGCAGGCCUGUGAGACGCUUCGUGACUGGUUGAAGCACAAUCCUAAAUAUCGCUCUGUGUGGGAGCAGCACGAGCGUGAACGCCAAAAAGACGGCCCUGGAAACAGGGAGAAGGAGAGCGAGAGGUUCGGGUCCCUUUUGCCAGAAUCACUAUUUACUGAUGUCCAGUCUAUGUUCCUACGGGCAGCCAACUCAGACCCCACCCAGGUGGACCCACAGCUGCAGUGUGGCCUAGGGGUCCUCUUUAAUCUCAGUGGAGAAUAUGACAAAGCGGUGGACUGCUUUAGUGCUGCUCUCUCUGUCACCCCCCAGGAUUAUCUGCUGUGGAAUAAGCUGGGAGCUACUCUAGCUAAUGGGAACCGGUCAGAAGAGGCUGUAGCGGCUUACAGGAGAGCUCUGGAACUUCAGCCAGGUUUCGUCCGCAGUCGCUAUAAUUUGGGAAUCAGCUGUGUUAACUUAGGCGCCCACAGAGAGGCAGUGGAGCACUUCCUGGAAGCUCUGUCUCUGCAGCGGCAGGCUGCAGGUGACGGCGUGAGAGCUCCUCAGGGGCCUGGAGGUAUCACAGGAACAGUAAUGUCCGAUAACAUCUGGUCAACCCUGCGCAUGGCUCUCAGCAUGAUGGGCGAGAGCUCUCUCUACGCUGCCGCUGACCGGCGAGACUUGGACAUGCUGCUGGCUCAUUUCAGCCAGAGGGACGUUGAUGGCGGGACGGAAUGAGGACCAGUCAGGGGAGGGCUUAUCAAGUGUGAAUGUGUUCUGCUGGGAUAUAAAUGUUUGGGUGAUUGAACGAAAAUGCUCAAACCUAACGGUUUGAUAUACGAAAAAUGCCAGAGGAAGACACUGUGAAAUCCACUGUGCUAGACACUAUUUUGAUGAUGUGGUUGUUUGUUUCGACGACCAUGUUUACCAGGUUUGCAGUAUUAGUCUCUAUGUGGAGGGAAGUAGCAAGCAGGGAAGUGUAUGAUCCAUGUGAGGUGCAGAAAUACUAGACAUGAAAAUAGGAAAAAGCAUGAGUUAUUUCCUUGUUUUCUGUAGUAAGCGGCGCCAUGUCAGAUUGUGUUCACUCUGGCAGGUAUGCAGACCGAAGGUACACAGGUUCUGUGACACUAAAAACAAGAGCAGCUUCAAAUCAAACGGUUUCGAGUAGUAGACUACAAAUGUUUUCUAAUUUAAUUUAAAUUUCCAGUGAUCAUUUUUUCUGCCAUUACAAUACCUAGAAAACCAGCAGGACUGUUACUGUUAUUAUGAGGUGUAUGCAUGUCAUGAUUGGUUUGGGGACAAUAAAGGGCCUCCAAAUGAUUCAAAUCUCAUAAAUCUUUGACAGCAUUUAGUUUUUUGAGGGGCUUUCUUUAAAUUACCCCCUUUCCUGUAUUUUCUCUUAUAAAACAGAAUUGUUUUCAUUGUAAAUAGCUGCAUAUGCCAUAAUGUUGAUUGUAAAAUAAUGGCGCACUAUAAUUGUGCUCAGGCUGCUUGUACCCUGACUGCAAUGUUUUAAUAUAAUAUUCAGCAAUAAAGCUUUGAUUGCAAACAUC
Molecule: messenger RNA, 3002 nt
Organism: Oryzias melastigma (Indian medaka)
Lineage: Eukaryota; Metazoa; Chordata; Actinopteri; Beloniformes; Adrianichthyidae
Gene: pex5
Product: peroxisomal biogenesis factor 5
Exons: 16
Coding region: 259-2187 (642 amino acids)
Biological process (GO): protein import into peroxisome matrix, docking
Cellular component (GO): peroxisomal membrane; cytosol
Molecular function (GO): protein binding
Source: RefSeq, a predicted model, not a curated record